Molecule: messenger RNA, 1676 nt
Organism: Schistosoma guineensis
Lineage: Eukaryota; Metazoa; Platyhelminthes; Trematoda; Strigeidida; Schistosomatidae
Source: the annotation of a GenBank genome assembly
AACAGGUAUUUGAACCUGACAUCCUUCAGCAAUCUGCUUUCUGUGUGGAUGUAACGAGUAUAAGUAGUCUGAGAAGCGAUAAAAUUAUAAUUCCAUACUUUUUGGAACUCUUUUAAGGCGCUUUCAAAAUCAUCCGACAACACGAAACGCUUGUUCAGUAUCAUACUUCGAAAGGCAUCGGUUAGGUCGACUGAAAUGUCACUUGAGCAUGAAGCACUAAAAACAGACAUGACUAAUUAUUAAAAAGUUAUUCCUUGCAACAAUAAUAACCCAAGGAAAUACUACAAAUACUUAGGAUUUACCUGUGACUUGACAUUUCGUUGAGCUUUACUACAGUUGUUGGGAUCACAGGUCAAAUUACAAAGCAACAACGGAGCCAAAGUGUACACUACAAAACAGAGAACGCUAAAUUAAUGGUUUUGGUAUUUAUUUCGUGCUUUUUUAUGUAGCAUAAGAUGACUUAUAUAUGAAAAAACUUGAUACUCAUGCAAUCCAACCAACCUACGGCAAUUGAAAUACGGAAUGACCGCCUCUAGUCAAGCCGUUCAAGGUCGUUGAAACGAAAGGGCGGGUACAUUUCAAAAGGACCUAACGUUUAAACCUUGCCCUUUUCAUCUAUCCUGACUUUUAAAGCUUUACAGUUAUCUAUGCUGGACAUGUCGAAUCUUCCAGACUUCCAGAUUACAAGAUAUAAAAACAUUCAAGAAGACUAUUAAACUGACUAGAUCGAGUGCAGUCAAGUAGCCAGAAUACUGCCCAUUGGACGUUAUUAAGGACCUUGAACGGUACCACAACACCAAGGAGUGAGCUCCGUAUGAGAUUUUCUCAGGUGUUUACAUCUAAUGUCAGAACUGUUAUUAUUGGACCUCCUGGUUCAGGGAAGGCUACCAUCUCUUUGCGUUUACAGAAAGACUUUGCUUUGAAAUAUAUCUGCUGUGGCGAUAUGCUAAGAAACCAUGUUGCUUUAAAAACAGAUAUUGGGACGCAGGUAAGCAGGUUUGUCCAGAAUGGUUCACUUGUUUCGGACAGUUUAGUCACUAAAAUGAUGAUUGCUGAGUGUCAAAGUUAUGCAAGCGAUAACUUACUCAUUGAUGGAUUUCCGAGAACUAUGAUACAAGCUGAAGACGUUCAAAAACAACUUCCUGUCAGCUGUGUUCUUUGCUUAGAUGUACCCUUCGAAGAAAUCAUAAAUAGAAUCAGUGGGAGAUACACUCAUGUCCCAAGUGGUAGGACGUACAAUGAUAAUUUUAACCCUCCGAAACGCAAAGGAUUUGAUGAUGUGACUGGAGAACCUCUAAUACGCAGAGAUGAUGAUGACCUGAUAACUGUUCGUAAACGUUUGGAUGUUUAUCAACUUUCUACUUUACCAUUCCUUGAUUAUUACGGAAAACAGAAGAUUUUACAUAUAUUCCAUGGAUGUCGUACAAAUGAAAUUUGGCCUCAAGUGUAUAAGAUUUUCUCUCAAUUUGUUAAACCUAUACAGUGUGUUACUUCAUUGGUAUCCUUUGGACCGGUCCCCUGAAGGGACGCAGCUCGACUGCCAAAAAUGCUAUCAGACGGGUCUAAAAUUGAAUCAAAUUUUUGAUGCUCAUGAUCAAUAGUAAUAUUCAAUUUUUAUAGAAUUGAAGUUCAUUUUUAUUCUUAUUUAAACCGUGUUUUUAAAACCUGUCUAUACU